AUGCAGGACAUUGAAGAGCUGACGUUGGGAUACACCCCAGUCGUCGUUGUCAAGUACCAAUCAACAUGUCAUUAUACUCGAAGUAUCGGUAGACGUGGCCGUAAGCCAAAGUCAGCAAAUCGAGUACAGCAGCCACAGCAGGACCGAGAGCCUGACUCAUCAGAAGCUGAUUGCGAUCUUGAGCAAAGCACACUGAAUUCACAGCCGGAGCAGAGCGGGACAUAUGACGUACAGGAAAGUCCCGGCCUCCCCGCAAAUCCCCAGGACACAGUCUCGUCGCAAUACUCGUCCAGCCACUCAUCACAUCAUGAUGCCGUAUCUCUUGACAUGCCAGCCGAUUCAAUUCCGGCACCGACCUUUGAUCAACUGUAUCAUGUAGCUGACAUUCAGCCUUCCUAUCCUCUCCCUGAUUUCGACCUCGCAGUCCAUCAUGGCGCCGCUUCUGUUCACGAGUCACCUACACGCGAGCGAGCCUCAACAAUCACCCAAGACUUGCCGUCUCGUGGAUGCCGUUACAAGUGUCUCGAACCAAUCAUUCCCUUACUCCACGGUAUCAUCGAUGCCAGGCUUGUCUGUGAACUGUUCGAGCUCUACUUUGUUGAGCCAGGAGGAUCUUUGUUCAAAUCUUCAUCUCCAUACGUUUUAGCACACGUCAUGCGAAAGGAAUCGCUCCUUCGAGACGAGAACCCACGAACAUGUACGCCAGCUUUAUUGGUAACCAUGCUGUGGGUCAGUGCACAGACAGCAGAGAGUUCCUUGUUCCUGCUGCCAGGCCAGAAGGCAAUCGUGUGUGAAGAGCUGAGAAAGUUGAUGAUGGGCCUAAUCCAGGGGAGAGAUCGCGACGUUUGGAACAGAACUACAAGCGGUCCCCUUGUGAGAGAUCUUGAGUAUGCCACGGCUGGUGAUCAAUAUCGCCAAGAGUACCAUAUUGGAUCAGCCUCUGCCGUCUCUCCACCAGUUCCUCUGGUUGAUGACGUCCUCAUGUUCAUCCUCGUCACUAUCGUCUCUUCUGGCGGCGACUUCAAGACAGAUUGCCUCCGGUGGUGGAAUAAAGCACUACGACUAUCUCAUAAUAUGGGCUUGAACAGGGAAGACUCGCCCGAGAACAGCUUCACACAGCCAGAAACAUCUCUUUGCACGAGUCAAACAACCUCGUGCGGCUGCAGGUCCUGUGAAGCAUCACGCACAGGAUUGACCAUACAAGAAGUCCGAGAAGAGCGUCGGAGAGCGUUUUGGUUGAUCUUUUGCCUCGAUCGCCACUUGGCUCUAUCAUUCAACGCACCACUGCGCAUCCUCGAUGACGAAUGCCAAUUGCAUGCACCGCUUUCAGAUGAGGCUUGGGCAGCAUUAUCGUCAGAACGAAACCCAAUUGAUACAACAUUUGGUAGCAGCUCACACUCGGCAAACUUCGGCGCUCCAACGCGUAUUUCUGGUAUCGGCUUCUUUGAAUACUUUCUACCACUUAUGACGAUCCUUGGAGAUGUUAUCCAACUGCACAGACAAAAGUCCCAUCCAAGAUUUGGCAACAUGCGAAGAAAUCAGGUCAAUGGGCAGGAGGAGGAAGAUGACCCGGCUACAGCAAUGAUAGAACAAGUCAUGGCGCAGUGUGCACAGAGCAUAGCCGAUCUGGCCAGCGCAUACCAAGUCGAUGCGCUUGACGCCUCAGCUAUACCAGCGAGUCAAGUGCGCACGCCUCAAUGCGCGAUAUCACCACAACAGAGUCACGGCGAUCCUCCCAGGACUUCACAUACCGCCAGUCACGCCUCAUCACACCGUCAACACGCGCAAGCUCAGCUUGUCACUGCAUACAGUACAUUCAUACUGCACGUUCUUCACGUCCUUCUCCAUGGAAAAUGGGAUGCUGUAUCAAUGCUGGAUAAUAAAGAUGGUUGGAUACCAUCUGUAGGCUUCAUGAAGUGUGCAUCUCAUGCUAUAGCUGCAUCUGACGCCAUGUCGCGAAUCCUGGCGUGCGACCCAGAGCUUUCAUUCAUGCCAUAUCUUUUUGGCAUUUAUCUUUUACACGGAAGCUUCAUAUUGUUGCUUUUUGCAGAUCGUAUGCCUCAGAUCGGGUUGAACGAGUCUGUCGAAAAAGCUUGUGAGAUUAUUAUACGAGCUCAUGAGGUUUGCGUUGUUACUUUGAGCACUGAGUUUCAGCGUGAGGAGUCCAGCGACAUCUAA
Messenger RNA from Fusarium tjaetaba, 2178 nucleotides. RefSeq names its product transcription activator. The record is from RefSeq and is a predicted model, not a curated record. The transcript is spliced from 4 exons. Gene Ontology annotation, molecular function: DNA binding; zinc ion binding. Bases 1 to 2178 code for a protein of 725 amino acids. Gene Ontology annotation, biological process: DNA-templated transcription. NCBI's taxonomy places the organism in Eukaryota, Fungi, Ascomycota, Sordariomycetes, Hypocreales, Nectriaceae.